CUACUUGCUACUUGCUUACUGUGUAUGCAUAUAGUCAAUAGUAUAAAAGCUGAAACUAUGUACCGACAUUAUCACAUUUGAUUGAUUCAACAAUUCAACAUGUUCUCCAAAAUCGUUGGUCUUUGCGCGCUGGUCGCCGUGGCCCAAGCGGGACUCUUAGUGGCUCCAGCUGUACACUACUCCCCCGCCGCGUCGGUGUCCUCCCAGAGCAUCGUCCGCCACGACGAGCUCGCGCCCGCCGCCAGGCUCGCUGCCCCCGCCGCCGUCGCCUACCACGCUGCCUCCGCUGCUGUCGCCUACCACGCCGCUCCCGCUCCUCUCGCCUACCACGCUCCCGUCGCUGCUGUGCUCGCACACCGUGAAGACCAGGAAUUCGCUCAUCCCAAAUACGAGUACAACUACUCCGUUGCUGACAGCCAAUCCGGAGACAACAAGUCCCAGCAGGAGUCCCGCGACGGUGACGUCGUAAAGGGAUCUUACUCGUUCCACGAGGCUGACGGCUCCAUCAGGACCGUGGAGUACUCCGCUGACGACCACAACGGUUUCAACGCGGUGGUGCACAACUCCGCCCCCACCGCCGCCCCCGCUCACGUCAUCAAGGCUGUCCCCGUGGCCCACUACUACCACCACCUCGCGAUACACAUUUACAGUUAUCAUUGGGUGAUCGACCACUUACAAAAACAAAACAAAAUGUUCUGCAAAGUAGUAGUUCUGUGCGCUUUCGUAGCGGUGUCUCAGGCGGGAGUCCUCGUCGCGCCCGCGCACUACUCGUCCGCUGCCGCGGUGUCCUCCCAGAGCAUCGUGCGCCACGACGAGGGUCACGCCGCCGGCCUGGUCGCGCCCAUCGCCAAGAUCGCUGUCGCCGCUCCCGUCUACCACGCUGCUCACGCCCCUGUCUCCUACGCCGCUCCCGUGGCCUAUGCCGCUCCCGCUCCCAUCGCCUACCACGCCCCCAUCGCUAAGGUCUUGGCUCACCAUGAGGACCAGGAGAUCGCUUACCCCAAAUACGAGUACAACUACUCCGUUGCUGACGGUCACUCUGGUGACAACAAGUCCCAGCAGGAGUCCCGCGACGGUGACGUCGUGAAGGGAUCUUACUCGUUCCACGAGGCUGACGGCUCCAUCAGGACCGUGGAGUACUCCGCUGACGACCACAACGGUUUCAACGCUGUGGUACACAACUCCGCCCCCGCCCACGUCGUCAAGGCUGUCCCUGUUGCUCAAUACUACCACCACUAA
Manduca sexta (tobacco hornworm) is the source of this 1239-nucleotide messenger RNA. RefSeq names its product cuticle protein-like. Gene Ontology annotation, cellular component: extracellular matrix. The transcript has 6 exons. The record is from RefSeq and is a predicted model, not a curated record. The coding region runs from base 100 to 1239 and encodes 379 amino acids. NCBI's taxonomy places the organism in Eukaryota, Metazoa, Arthropoda, Insecta, Lepidoptera, Sphingidae.